GGUGAGGAAAAGCAGUUAAGUCUGGAAACUUCCAUAAAAAUGCAUGGUGGGCCUGGGCUCACCGCCACGGCGUGGGCGAAAAGUAGCCGGCAAAAAAAUGGUUAACGCCGGCCUCCUCGGGAGGGAGGCCGUCCAGCAGAGCACAAUGGGCGGCCCUGGGAAGCCUAUAAAGCCAGCGGUGCCUCCGAGAGUCCGCAGCAAUGACGGGCGUUCUGGCCGGUCGGCCUCGUGCCCCAGGCAGGCGUCCCCUUGCAGGACCACCGCUCCGGCAUUCUUCGACGGGGGGAAGCGAGGCCAGAAUCCCCGCCACCCGAGGGAGAGUCUCGGCCGCACCUCCAGCCUGCCGGGAGUGCCCCCGCCGAGGCCGGCCGACAAGCCCUCCCAGGGACACGAGAAGGGCCUGCGCGGAGCCGGCCUGGGCCGGGGUGGCCGGCUGCAUCGCAGGUGUGCGGGCGGUGAGCGCCACCCGGCGGGCCUGACCGCCGCGGCCGCCGCCCCCCAGGGGCCCAGGCGAGGCGCCGCCCGUGGCGUGGACAUGGAGGGCCUUUUCCGGCUGCCCGGCUGCCCGCGGGACAGACCCGCGCCGCCUCCAGCGCUGCCCGGGAGGGGUUCGGAGUUUGCCAACGCCCGGCUCCCUUCACGGAGCAUCGCCUGUCUUUCCGGAGACGGACUGACUGUGCGCGUCGGGCCUCUGUGAGCCGUGCGGCAGACCUGGACGGCUGUGCCCCCGGGGACGCGGGCGAGACACGCCCCCGGCGCCCGUCUCUGGCAUGGAGACGCACGCGGCCGCUCACGGCGGCACCUCCCCGGCGCUCAACCUGUCCCGCCCGCUCCCCGGCAGCGUCCUGGCCAACCGGACGGGCGAGCUCUCCGAGCACCAGCAGUACGUGAUCGGGCUUUUCCUGUCCUGCCUGUACACCAUCUUCCUCUUCCCCAUCGGCUUCGUGGGGAACAUCCUGAUACUGGUGGUGAACAUCAGCUUCCGGGAGAAGAUGAGCAUCCCCGACUUGUACUUCAUCAACCUGGCGGCGGCCGACCUCAUCCUGGUGGCCGACUCCCUGAUCGAGGUGUUCAACCUGGACGAGCAGUACUACGACAUCGCCGCGCUGUGCACCUUCAUGUCCCUCUUCCUGCAGAUCAACAUGUACGGCAGCGUCUUCUUCCUCACGUGGAUGAGCUUCGACCGCUACCUCGCCCUGGCCAAGGCCGUGCGCUCCGGCCCGUUCCGCACCAAGCACCACGCCCGGCUGAGCUGCGGCCUCAUCUGGAUGGCCUCCGUCUCCGCCACGCUGGUGCCCUUCAGCGCGGUGCACCUGCAGCACACGGACGAGGUCUGCUUCUGCUUCGCGGACGUCAAGGAGAUCCAGUGGCUCGAGGUCACCCUGGGCUUCGUCGUCCCCUUCGCCAUCAUCGGCCUGUGCUACUCGCUCAUCGUCCGGGUCCUCGUCAAGGCUCACAGGCACCGAGGCCUGCGCCCCCGGAGGCAGAAGGCGCUCCGCAUGAUCUUCGCCGUGGUCCUCGUCUUCUUCAUCUGCUGGCUGCCCGAGAACGUGUUCAUCAGCGUUCACCUGCUGCAGCGCACGCAGCCCGGAGCCGCUCCCUGCCGGCAGUCCCUCCGCCACGCCUACCCCCUGGCCGGCCACAUCGUCAACCUCGCGGCUUUCUCCAACAGCUGCCUGAACCCCCUCAUCUACGGCCUCCUGGGGGAGACCUUCAGGGACAAACUGAGGCUGUACAUCGAGCAGAAAACCAGCGUGUCGGCCCUGAACCGCCUCUGCCACGCCGCCCUGAAGGCAGUCGUGCCGGAGAGCGCCGAUCAGUCGGACGGGAAGUUCAGCAGCGCGGUGUAGGGCCGGCGGAGCCGG
Molecule: messenger RNA, 1865 nt
Organism: Neofelis nebulosa (Clouded leopard)
Lineage: Eukaryota; Metazoa; Chordata; Mammalia; Carnivora; Felidae
Gene: GPER1
Product: G protein-coupled estrogen receptor 1
Exons: 2
Coding region: 771-1850 (359 amino acids)
Biological process (GO): G protein-coupled receptor signaling pathway
Cellular component (GO): membrane
Molecular function (GO): G protein-coupled receptor activity
Source: RefSeq, a predicted model, not a curated record